UGUGAGAACAAUAUAAAAAGCCCAAUAAUUUCAAAAAAGUAUCAUUUGAAGAACAAUAACAAUGUGGUCAUUUGUCACUCUAUUGUUUUCGUUUUUGGUCCUGGCUUCGGCCCAAAAAAAGGGGAAGUACUGGACAACAAUCAGCGAAUGUUUGACUGAACAUUCAAUGGGUGUGGAAGAUAUGAAGAAAUUCGAUUUACCGGCUGAGAAAAUGAGCGAAGAAAUGUUAUGUUUCAAUAAAUGCUUUUACGAUAAACUUCUGAUCACGGACGAAAAUGGCGAAAUCAAUACUGACAACCUAAUGUCGAUUCCCCUAGUGAACGCCAUCGACGCGUCCAAACACGACGAUUUGGUGACUUGUUUGAAGAAAGUUGGCAAGAUUGAAGAAUGCGACGGUGUGAAGAAAAUCGAGCAGUGUUUUGUUGAAUUCAUUUAAAUUUAAAUAAAGCAAAAUAAUAUAACAA
Molecule: messenger RNA, 464 nt
Organism: Tribolium castaneum (red flour beetle)
Lineage: Eukaryota; Metazoa; Arthropoda; Insecta; Coleoptera; Tenebrionidae
Product: odorant binding protein 3
Exons: 2
Coding region: 62-436 (124 amino acids)
Molecular function (GO): odorant binding
Source: RefSeq, a predicted model, not a curated record